CUCGGAGUCAUUUGCCAGAGGGAUCGAGUUCACGGUUUGAAAAGCAGUCUAUUCAAAAUAAACCAAUUGUUUUGUUUUAAUCAGUUUAUUCCUACUAAAAUACUUUUGAGGAGAUCAUGGCCGACCCAGGUCCAAACAAGGACAACAUCAGAGCUGGAUGCAAGAGAUGCGGAUAUCCUGGACAUCUUACGUUUGAAUGUCGGAAUUUUGUUCGUGUGGACCCGAGGAAGGACAUUGUUCUGGAUGUGAGCAGUACCAGCACUGAGGAGAGUGAAGAGGAACAGGAAGUUGUCUGUAAAGAAAAGAUCCUGAGUACCAGCCAUUCAAAAGGUUCUCGAGAGGAUUCUAAAAAGGAAAAGCGUAAAAAGAAAAGUAAGGACACAUCCCAACGAAAGUCCAAAAAGAGGUCCUAUUCAAGUGAUGAUGAGGAAGAAGUAAGCAAGAAGAAAAAGCACAAGAGUCACAAGAAGAAAGGGAAAAAGGAAAAGAAAGAGAAAGAGAAGAAACACAAGAAAAAACAUACAAAGAAAGACACAGAGUCAUCUUCCACCGACAGCUCCACUGAAGCUUCUGACACGGACUGAAACUGGCUCUUUUAUUUGACUCAUUUAUUAGAAUCUUUUACCGGACCACAUAAGCACUGCAAAGCAAGAAACUGAAGAUUUUAAACACAGAAAGCAGAAUACACAUAUAAACCACCUUCAGCUAGUGCCAUGUGGACAUAUUCUCUCAGACACCUUGAAAUUUGAAAGAAUUCUGUAACUGAACUAGGUGGCGUUGUAAAGUCUUUUGUCUUUAACUUUAAUAAAAUUGUAUUUCGUUUUUUUCACAAAACCAUGUAAGCAUGAAGAAAAGUGAUAUGCAUAUAGAAUUAAGUAUUAUGCUAGGUAAUGACAAAAGAAAAAUAGUUCUGUCAAAAUAAGGAUGAAAAAAAGCAAUCUAUUUCAGACUGUAGAAUAUUGUUUCAAGAUAAGUGGUAGGACCAAAAACAGUUCAUGUCAUUUUGCUGAUCCGAAACAUUAUUUUAUCAUUCAUGAGUCAUAUUUUUGUACAUUUUAUCAUUUGUUAUAUUUGAUCAUUUAUAUAAAAAUGUGUUGAAAACCGUC
This is a messenger RNA of Triplophysa dalaica, 1106 nucleotides long. It is a transcript of the gene srek1ip1, whose product is annotated as SREK1-interacting protein 1. Gene Ontology annotation, molecular function: zinc ion binding; nucleic acid binding. The coding region runs from base 117 to 584 and encodes 155 amino acids. The record is from RefSeq and is a predicted model, not a curated record. Lineage: Eukaryota; Metazoa; Chordata; Actinopteri; Cypriniformes; Nemacheilidae. The transcript is spliced from 5 exons.